Messenger RNA from Juglans regia (Persian walnut), 3984 nucleotides. RefSeq lists its product as uncharacterized. NCBI's taxonomy places the organism in Eukaryota, Viridiplantae, Streptophyta, Magnoliopsida, Fagales, Juglandaceae. Gene Ontology annotation, biological process: regulation of asymmetric cell division. The transcript is spliced from 5 exons. The record is from RefSeq and is a predicted model, not a curated record. The coding region runs from base 2048 to 3751 and encodes 567 amino acids.
AAUAGCAACAGAGAUCCUCAAAUACAGAGAGAGAGAGAGAGAGAGCGAAAAAAUCAGAUAUCGUUAAUGAGCUGCUCAGUUCUGUUCUGCUCUGGGAUUUUCAGAAUCUGCCGUAGGCCCAUAGUAGCAUUAUACAUCCUGGAGAGUUUCAGAUAUUAUCUGUUUCUCUCUCUUGCCGUCCCUUUCUCCGGCUAAUCCAUUCAUAGGAACUAACGGGCACCAUCUCCCUCCGACGAUUACAAACUGGGGGUUUGACUUUGCGUGACAGUGCUCAGUUUCUCCGACAUCAAUGUCAGUUCGAAAAAAAUGGUUCGUUUUAUUAACGAGAUGUUGAGAGUCAAAUCCUCUCCUUAAAAAAGGGAUUCUUUCUGUUAUAUCGCGGAAGUCGAGGCAGUCUGGGAGAUUCUCUACGGAUCAUACGCGUUGAAGACAUUAUUGGGGGAAAAGUGUUCGUGUUUGGCGUGGUGGAAAAUGUUUCCUUCCUUAUUUUUAAGGAGGUAAAAUGAUUUUCCCGGAUAGCGUGUGGAAAUGGAAACGAGGAAUAUGGAUGCGAGAUUAUAUGCGAUAACUAAGGACAGAAUUCCAUUAAUUAGGGUACCGUUUGUUGCUCAUCUCUCUUUUAUCAACUAGAAUUAAUUGCAGAGAGGGUUCACCUUCCCCUCCUUUCCCCAGUGGUGAGUUGACCUUUUUAUCAGGAUUUCCUAGAUAAAACUAAAUAAGCUCUGCUGGCUAUGGAGACUCUUUGUUCCCCUUCUUCUCGCAGUCUUCGGCUUUAAUAUAUUAUCCAGUUUAAUUAAACCAUGGAAUGCCGCUUUCUCGGCUUCUCUACCACCUAAGAUCUCUCUCUCUCUCUCUCUCUCUCUCUCUCUGCCUAUUUGCGAUUUGAGAGAAUUACUUAGUCCUCACAUAGCGUCUUUCUUUGUCCCUGAUUUGUUACCUUGAUGGUAUUAUUUAGUUUUUUUACCUGAUUUUCGAGCUGUCUUGUUUCUGGGUGCAUUGAGAAAUUUAGGAAGUUUGUCUUUUCAGAUGUGAUAAGAGAGAGGGUUUGUUCGAUUGUCCCUCAUAGCGCUGAUCGUGAAGGUAUCCAAUUUCUUUUUUUUGUUCCUAUUUGUUUGACCAUUUUUUUUUUUCAGUUCUUUGGGUCUGUGUUUUGAGUGGGAUCCGACUCAGAUCUCUGAUAUUCUGCCAUUUUGGUUUUCCUUGUUUUUUCACAUGGGAUUCAAGUGAAAGUCCAUCUGCGAUUUCACUGUUAGCUUUUGGAUGUCUUCUCUGUUUUUGUUUAUUAUAAUGGCUUGUGUUCUUCAAAGCUAAGUGCUAACAGACAAAACGAAGGUAGGAAUUUCGUAAAACGAAGUUCAAACUCGUAUUUAUUUAUUUACUUUGAAUUGGUUUAUCAUUUAUGGAACCUUUCUAAAAGUUUUAACUUUUUCUCGUAUAUUGAGAACAGGCUGCAGAUUCCACAAAAUGGGUCGAAAGUUUGCCCUUUCUCGUCCAUACGAAAAUUAUUAAAAAAAUGAAAACCGUUUAGACGAAAGUUCUUUUUUUUUUUUUGGGUUCAUCGAUUCAUUUACUUGUAACCUAUGACUGUGCAACAAUUCUCGUUGCAUUUUAUUGGAGACAUGUUUCUUGUGUUAGUAAAAGCAGUAGUUUCAUUGAGGCGUGUUUGCUUUUUAUUAAACUCAAUAUUGUUUAACGUUAUUUUGUUGGAAACUCGGAAGUUGCACGUCUUUUUCUGUUCACUUACUACCAUUGGCUACUCAAUUGAAAAUUGGCUAUUCUAGAUUGACAUCCUUAAUAUAGCAAAAGGCAAUGUAGGAACCUAUGAUUUCUUCUUUUCGUGUAAGGUUGCAUCUUUUCUCUUUCAUAAUGUGAGAGUAGCAGCAAACCAUUUUUUUGUUGCCCGAAGUUCUAGAAGAGUCAUGUUAUUAUUGCUGUUCUGUUUCUGACCCUUUGUUUUAUAUUCUUGGAAUUAUCUUUCUUUUGGAUUGCUAGUAUUCCCACUAUUCUCCACUUGCCGAGACUACUGUAAUCAGUUGAUUCAGAGCAUAUGAAAACAAUAUUUGGCUGUAGUUUGUUACAUUGCAGUGAAUCAGUGAGGGCGGUUCAGUUGCUUUCACCUAUCCGAAUUGUUGAAAGCUCAAAAUCUCACGCACAAUUGCUUCAGAAUUUUCACCCAUCUUUCCCAGUACCUGUAAACAUGAAACUUGAUAGUGAACCAGUGUUCUGCCAUUCAACUCUUGGCCAUAAGCCUGAUUCUAAACCUUUUGACUACAAUGACAUUGCUCUGGAUUCUGCUAUGAAGUCUCAAAACCUAAUCAUGACAGAAAAUCAGAGUCUCUUGUGUGACUUAAAGGGCGAUGAGAAGGAUGCAGUGCCAUUCUCGAAUGCUACAAAUGACGGAGAUGGUUGGACUGCCAUAAAGUUUGAUUGUUCUAUGAGCAUGGUUGAUAUAAACAAUGAAAAUAAAGACGAGGUCAAAGAUUUUGUUGCAUUGCAUAAUCAAUCUUCCCAAAAAACAGAAUCAUUUGACAAGGACUUGCAUUUUGUUAUGGACAAAGGUGUUAUGGAAUGUGAACUGCCAGAGUUGACAGUUUGCUACAAAGGGAGUACUUACCAUGUUGUCAAAGACAUCUGUGUUGAUGAAGGCGUGCAUUCCCGCGAGAAGAUCCUGUUUGAGAGUGGUAGAGAUAAGAAAACUGUGUGCAUUGUUCUGCCGCCUGAUAAGGAUCAAAACAAAGAAUUGGCAAAAGAAAAAGAAGAUAUUGAUAUUUCUGGUCCAGAUGGAUUAAAUUUUUCAGCAGAAAAUUAUUCUGACAAGGAUUCUACUAAUCAAUACGAUUCCAAGGACUCGAUGCAGACAGGGGAAGAUGCCACUGGUAGUAUUCUGACUGAUGCCUCCAAAAAGAUGUUUUUCCCUGGAAAUAUGCUUCCAAUGGUAGCGAGCGGCGUGUGUGCUUCCCAAUUUGAUUGUUUGAGCAAUGACAGCAAUAAAGUUGAACAACAGCCCUUUCAGGUCUAUGGUGAAAGACCAAUCUUGGCUGGUCCUGCUUUGGUCUCUGCAGUCGAAGAAUCAAACAAUAGCAGUGGGAAUAAGGUAUUGGCGAGCUCAACUUUGGUUUAUGCAGUGAAAGAAUCAAACAUUAGGAGUGUGGAUCCAAAGAUUGCAAGCCCUGAUUUUGUUUCUUCAGCUGAAGAAUCAAACAAUAGCACUGGGGAUCAAAUGUUGGCAAGCCCUACUCUUGUUCCUGCCACUGAAUUAUCAAACAGUAGUAGUACUGUCAAUGAGUUAUUUUACAAUAGCAAGGUGGAAAGUGGUAGCAUCACUUUCGAUUUUGACUCUUUAGAACCUUCAGAUAGUGGCAGACUGGAGGGUCUUGAAAAUGGUGACAGUGAAUGUCAUGAAACUCAAAAGACGUCAAAGGUUGAAAACGGCUUGUCUGAUGCUCAUACAGUUUCAAGGCGACAUCAACAUGCUCUAGGAGAGACAAGUUUUUCUGCAGUAGGUCGUGGAGAGGAAAGUUGCUCUGCAGCGGGUACUCUAUCGAGUCUUAUAAAUUACUCUGGUCCAAUGGGAUAUUCUGGUAGUAUCUCUCUUCGGUCAGAUAGCAGCACAACCAGCACGCGAUCCUUUGCCUUUCCCAUAUUACAGUCUGAAUGGAAUAGCAGUCCAGUUAGAAUGGCAAAAGCUGACCAGAGGCAUUUUCGGAAGCAUAGAUGUUGGAGGCAGGGCCUUCUUUGCUGUAAAUUCUGAAUGAGUCUUUUCUAUGCAUAGGGUUAGGGUCUGAUUUUAUACAUCACAAAAAAAUUUUAAUUUAUUGAAUAUGAAAAAUAUAUACAUCCUUUUCUCUCUUGUGGUGUCUACAUGUGAAGUAGGGUCUUAGUGUCAUGCAGGCAAGUUCAUGAGGUGUAGUAAUGUCGUAUAAUUUUCUGCUUAUCUGCACCUAUAUACAUUUUCUCCUAUAUAGAAGCAAGGCUUCAUUUUUA